This is a messenger RNA of Myripristis murdjan (pinecone soldierfish), 2808 nucleotides long. It is a transcript of the gene fbxo43, whose product is annotated as F-box protein 43. NCBI's taxonomy places the organism in Eukaryota, Metazoa, Chordata, Actinopteri, Holocentriformes, Holocentridae. Gene Ontology annotation, biological process: regulation of mitotic nuclear division; negative regulation of meiotic nuclear division. The record is from RefSeq and is a predicted model, not a curated record. The transcript is spliced from 6 exons. Bases 231 to 2393 code for a protein of 720 amino acids. Gene Ontology annotation, cellular component: nucleus. Gene Ontology annotation, molecular function: zinc ion binding; protein binding.
CAAAUUUGAAAAGGUGGCCGCUGCGCCGCCAGCGGAGGAACAUGUAGCUCAGAGAGAGCGGCUGUGGGUGCAAGCUGAGGCCUGAGACCUGGACCUGAUGAAACAAGACUGCCGACUGGACUCCACAGCCUUUGUUUUAGCCCUAUUACAUAUAAAAGUCACUUGGCAUCCUUGACUACAUCUUGGUCUGAACAGUGUUUUGGACAAAUAGUGCACACAGGGGGAGGAGGAUGAAUUGCACCCCUGAUUUGGAUGUCUACCCCGAGAGCUGUAAAAAUCAGCUCUGCUAUGGAGUCUCGUUUGACAGCGGCUACUCCGGUUUAUUUAACAGCCCACGGAGUGCCAGUGGAACCAAGUAUAAUCCACGUUGGUCCUUGUCUUCAGAGGAGUUCAAUGAAACACCUAAAGAAAACCUCCAGUUGUCUGUCACCCCAAAGAAGGAGAGGACAAAAGAACCAGUCAGAUCUUUAGACAAAGAUUUCAGGGGGCUACAACAGCCAUUAACAGUCGGCUGGUGUGAAACUCCCAAACUUACAAAGAGAGAUGCCACAUUGCGACGCAGGCUUCUCACAUGUAAAUCUGUCACAGAUGUUAAAACUGACAGCACAAGAUCGCCAUACACUACUAAGAGGACUGAAUGUUCCUGCAGUGUUGGGUCUGAGCUUUGUUUCAGUGCAUGCUUUGACUCUCCAGACACUGUGAUAUUGGGAACUUUAGCAUCAAGCACUUUGAAAUCUGAAUUGGAUGUGCCGCUGUCCGGUGGGAAACGUCGCCUCCUCUUCUCUCAGGUGAGGACCUCCACUCUCCAAGAUGGUAAACACAACAGCCGUGACCUCUCCAGUUUUGAGAGGAAGGAUUCUCUGUCUGACACAUAUCUCAAUGAAAGCAUUAUCUCCUCUGAACAACUCACUACUGAGACCCCCUGCCUGAGAAAACUCCUGCCUGCCCUGUCUAAGGAAAACCCUCAAACACCAGUCAACAGUGUUGGAGUCAAUCUCUGUGAGAGUCUUAGUGUGCUAAACACACCAUCAUUCACACCUAAAUACAACAGGUCCGUGUCUGAGGACAGUGGUUUUAGUUCCCUGACUCUUGACAAAUCCCAGGACUCGUCAGUGGACCAUGACGGCUCAUUUCAGGAACUGCUGCUCUCUGCCUCAAAGGGAAACUGUGAAACCCCAAAUCCAGCAGAGAUAAAGCGGCGCUCCCGUUUGCAGCGCCAGCACAGGCUUUCCACGCUUAAAGAGGGGGGCUCUCAGUCUGAGGAAGACAUCAGAAACAUCAGUCAAGUUUGUACAGCUGCUGACUUGACGGAGAGAAAUAAUGAACAUAGUCACCAUUGCCACAGUGUCUCCAAGGAGGAUGAUGUUUUUGGUGACAAUGCCACUCCUCUCAGUGCCACUUCUGGCAAACUAGGUAAUGCUGUGACCCCGCUUGGGAGGAUCUCCAUGAAGCAAGACUAUGUCACCCCUCAUCGGUCAGCCAUAGCCAAGCAAGAUAACAUAACACCUUGCAGCACAGCCUCUACCUCCAGAGAUGUUACUCCCCUGAGGAAGGCGCCAGUCAAUCUCUCACUGACUCCAGCUUUGCAGCUCGUUCAUGCCAUGUGCCAGCGGAAAGCCCAGAUGUUACUUGAUCAGAGUCCAAGUCUGGAGGAGCAGCUGAAGUCUGCGGCAUCACUGGCAGAGACCCCUGUUACACUCAAGACUACCAUGCCAUUGUCAGGACUCAUCGGCAGAAAGAUGGGCCUCGGGCAAGUGGAUAUCCUCACAGAGCUGAAGAAGAGGAACCUGAGGCACAUCCUGGCUGUCAUACUUGGUCAGCUGUCCUCAGAGGAUGUCUACAGUGUUGGGCAGGUGUGCAAGAGCUGGAAUGAAAUCAUCCAGCAAGACAAGCAGGCCAGCCACAGGAGAAGACUUCACCUAAAUGAAGUGGAGGCUGCCCUUGAGCUUGGUGGUGCUGUCCACGUCCCAGAUGCAGAGACUAGACUGACUCUGCUGAGGAGGUCUGUCCUCAAGUCGGUCCAGGCCCAGUCCAGGACCUCAAGCUACUGCACCCCGCAGUCUGGAAAAGGCACUUUAACCCCAUUACAGCACAGCGCUUCACAUUCAGGCAGCAGCAGCAAACGGGAUAAGUUCCUGCAGAUUGCCAAAACCCUCUUCAAUGAUGAGUGCCUCAAAGCAUGCCCGCGAUGCCAGCAUCCAGCGAGGUGUCACUCAGUUAAAAGAGAGGCAGUGUGCAGCAGAAUUGACUGUAGUUUCCAGUUUUGCACAGCUUGCUUGUGUGCUUUCCACGGCUCCAGAGAGUGUGGCAGCCACUCCGCCAUCCGUCGCAACAAGAAGGACACACUUCUUCCAGGGAGCGCUCAAAGUAAGCGAAACCUAAGGAGACUGUGAAUGAGCGGAGGAUGAAUUUUAUUCCCUCAUGCUGAUCAAGCGUCACUUUGCAGUCUGGUUGUGAGUGGGCAAGGCAUGGCAACGAGGAUACUGAUAUCUGGUCAAUACUCAAGGACAAAUUGUCUGCCCAUUGAUGUGUUUGUGCCUUUCUGCAUGUCUUUGUACUGUAAUUUUUGUCUCUUUUUUCAGUAGACUCACUUUUAUGUUUUUAAUUAUGAAUGUGGAAGAGGUCUCACCAGCAGUGAUUGAAAUCGGUGGAGCACUUUCUCCCACAGACUCAAAUUGAUCUACUGUACAGAUUUUUUUUUUAAAUUCUUUUAUGAGAUCCUCAGGUUUUACCCAUGUCUUAUAUCUUGUUCACUUAUGAUUGUACAGUGUUCUCAGAUAGUUUUAAAUAAAAUUGUUUUUUAAAAUA